Esox lucius (northern pike) is the source of this 4448-nucleotide messenger RNA. Its product is annotated as desmocollin-2. Gene Ontology annotation, molecular function: cadherin binding; calcium ion binding. NCBI's taxonomy places the organism in Eukaryota, Metazoa, Chordata, Actinopteri, Esociformes, Esocidae. The transcript is spliced from 16 exons. Bases 355 to 3063 code for a protein of 902 amino acids. Gene Ontology annotation, biological process: regulation of synaptic transmission, glutamatergic; cell morphogenesis; homophilic cell-cell adhesion. The record is from RefSeq and is a predicted model, not a curated record. Gene Ontology annotation, cellular component: neuron projection; plasma membrane; catenin complex.
AUGCUAUGAGGUAGAAUAAAAAUAUUUCAUGUACACACAUACAGCCGGGACAGUUUUACGAGGGUGGAGUCUAGACCAGAGAUCCUAAGACCCUACAGAAGUCGGGUGAAACUCCCGUUAAACUUUAAAUAAUCAGCGGUGGAGCGGACUCUGAACCACCUCACAGGUUUUAUCUGGACACACCCUAGAAAUGUGUGAGACCAAAUAAUCACACACACUCUAGCAGAAACCAACUAGCUGUUGACCCGCACCGCACUCGGACUCUAGCCUAUUUCACUCCAACUUCUGUUAUUUUGGUCCUCCCUUACGGCUCGGUACUCCUGUGUAGCCUAUUUAUCCCGCCGUCGAUGUGCCAUGGCCCUGGGCGUAUUAUUCUACUGCGUGAGCCUACUCGUGGUGUCUGUUGAGUGCUGUGUCCCAAAAUCCAUCCAAGCCCAGGUCCCAGUUGAGAUCAAGCCUGGCUAUAUCAUCUCUCAAGUGCCGGUGGUGCAGUGUCAAAUAAAGGGACGUCAGGUGACCUCCAGUGAUGGUCACUUUGCCGUACAGAGUGAUGGCACUAUAGUUGCGGUGGGUGACACCACGGUCACUGCACAGGGGAAGACCUUCUUGUUAAGGGGGGAGGACAAGUCAGGGCGACGCUGGAGGAUGGAGGUCCAUCUGUCCCCUGAGCCCGAUCAGGGGAGAAUUCAAGUACCCUGGAGAAACAGGUUUGCACAGACGGGGGUCGAAAGGGCUCCUUCUAAAAUUCUGAGGCGCACUAAAAGGAGAUGGAGUCCCCUCCCAUUUAGCAUUAGAGAAGAGGACGUCCCUCCAUUUCCUAAAGAUGUUGAACUGGUGGGCUCAGAUUCGUCAGUGAAUUUCACCGUUUUCUAUGAGAUCAGAGGUCAGGGGGUGACUAUGGUCCCGUUGAACCUGUUCUCUGUGAACCGUGACUCAGGUAUGGUGCGUGUGCACUACCGCGUCGACCGGGAACAGUACCCCAAGUUCGUGUUCCAAGCCCAUGUGUUUGACAGACGGUCAGGGAUUGAGACAGAUCUUCCGCUUGACAUCACUGUGCUGGUGGAGGAUAUCAAUGACAAUGCACCCACCUUCUCUGGACCUCUUAACUUCUCUGUGUUUGAACAUUGUAGAGAUGGUACUCAAAUAGGGGAGGUGAUGUCUACGGACAGGGAUCAGGAGAAUACCCUCCACACAAAGGUCAGAUACAGUCUGCUGAGUGGUGGUGAGUUCUUCACUAUCGGGCCUAACAAUGGGCAGAUCUUAGCCAAGAGCAGCAGCCUGGACAGAGAGACACAGGUUAUACACCCUGUUAUCGUGGAGAUCCGGGACAUGGAUGGGGCUCCGAAAGGCCUUUUUAACACGGCUACAGCAAUGAUUACACUAAAGGACAUCAAUGACAACCCUCCCACCUUCAGACAGACAAGUUACAAGACCACAGUACAGGAGAACAAAGCGGAUGUGCUCAUCCUCAGGAUUCCUGUGGAUGACAAGGAUGAAGAGAAGACUCCAAACUGGAAUGCCAAGUUUGUCAUCAACCAGGGUAAUGAGAACGGGAAUUUCCGGAUAGAUACAGAUCACAAAACCAACGAGGGGCUGCUUUAUGUCAUUAAGCCUCUGGACUAUGAGAGAGCACAUGCAGUGAAGCUGAUGAUUUCUGCCCAGAACGAGGCACCUUUGGUGGACCCGAAAGCGACCUGGCUUUCUGUUCCUGUGGAUGUCAAUGUGGUAGAUGUGGAUGAGGGACCAGAGUUCACCACUCCUAACUUGGUGAUCAGGGUCAAAGAGAACACCCCCAAUGGGACCCUUCUCUCUACCUACACGGCCCUGGACCCAGAGACCAAUAGCAACAAGGGGAUCAAAUACUACACAGUGUCUGACCCUGGCUCAUGGAUCAGUGUUGGUGAGACUACUGGAGAACUAAGAGUGGCUAACACCAUCGACCGGGAGUCUCCUCUAGUUACCAAUGGAGCAUACACCAUCAAAGUCAAAGCUGUGGAUAGCAGUCAGAAGACUGGGAAUGGCACGGUAACUCUGUUAAUUGAGGACGUCAACGACAACGUCCCAAAGAUUGUCCCGGGGACCGACAUGAGCUUGUGCGAGGGGGACAAGGGGCACAUGGGCUCCGUUGUCAUAAAAGCAGAGGACUCUGACCUGUCACCUUACUCUGCCCCCUUCCACUUUACGCUGCCUGAAGGGAAUGAUGGGAAAUGGAGGCUGACAAAUAUUAAGAAUGAGUCUGCUGUGUUGCAGCAGGUGGUGGACAUGAGCCGGGGUGUGUAUCAGGUCCCCGUACGUGUGACUGAUCUGCAGGACAAGGGCGGGGUGCAGGUGCUGAAUGUCAGGGUGUGUGGCUGCGUGGCUGGGGAGUGUGUGGCCGCGAGGAGCUCCUCCUCCGUGGGCAUCUGGGGCGUCCUCGCCAUGCUGCUGGCCUUCCUCCUGCUCCUCCUGCUCUGUCUGUUGUUUGUGUUUUACUGCACUACUAAGGCAGAUAAAAUCUACUUGGAUGAUUCCAGUGGUGGCAUGCUGCUGAAAUCGAACACAGAGGCUCCCGGAGAGGAAGUGAAAUCUGCCAACCUGCAGAUGUUCUCUGACACAGUGGACAGCUCUUUGAAGUCCCCGGGGCUCAUGGGGAUGAUGGACCAAAGUAAGGGUGUGUCUUCCGCUCCGGGCCAACUGUUCAGUCAGAACUCAGUCACUCUUCGGGAAAGCAUGUAUCAGACCAAAAAUAGGCAAGAUUUCUACGCCGCACAGAACGGGGCCAGCGACUUCUACGCAAACAACACCUUAAUGAAACAGUCCCAGGCUUCCUCCACUCUCUCUGCCCUGCACACCUGGAAGACCAACGGACUCUACCUGGACAAGAAGGUGGGCUAUCUGGUCGGAGUGUCAGAGGAGCGUUACGCGGGUGACACAGUCCGGGCCUACGGGUACGAGGGUGAAGGGUCACCAGCUGGUUCAGUGGGGUGCUGCAGUGACUUUGGUGACCAGGACAAUCUGGAUUUCCUGGAUUCACUUGGGUCAAAGUUCAAAACACUGGCCAACAUCUGCACUGAAAAAAAAUAGAAGUUGCGAUGGUGAAAUGAGCUGCUUCAUAACAAUGGAAACAUUACAGGGACAAUCACUGAGAGUGAGGGAUGUCGAAAACUAAGAGAAUCAGUCUUUAAGACUGGUCAAAGAUCUGUUGUUUUGCUUUGGACAAGAACGAUAUGUCCAUUAUUUUCUCUCUCCUCAGCCUACUGGAUAGCCUAAAUGGCAUAACUAUAGAAAAGCUAAAAAGGGAGCCUCUGAUGUGUCGUUUGUUAUGCUAUGCUUUAACACCAGGGGGCGUAUGUCCAUUAUCUUUCUUCAUUUGAGUAUGUGUGUGUGUAUGUGUGUGUGUGUGUGUGUGUUCGUGUCUGUCUGUCUUAUUGUACGUGUGUAUCUCUGCUGUGUGAUAGAGAUCAUAUUGUCAUUGUUUUCAUUGCUGAACAUGUAAUCUUUGAGUCAACUGGUUUCUGUGGUAGACAAGAUAAUGCUUCAUAAUUGCCACUGCUUGUCAAGGGCUUUCACUAUCUUGUUUUUUUAUAAUGAGAGCAGAUAUUAACAAAAAAUGAGUGUUUUGUUUUAUAUAUUUGUGCUUGUAGCGUUGCAGAUUAUUUUUCUACUGUAUACAUUAAAACACCUUGGUUCUUUACUGUUUGUUUAUAUUUUGAAACAUGGAGUAGAGGGAAAGAGGUGUGUUCAGCGAACUGAGAAAAUAGAGGAAAUAAAACGCUUAAGAACUGUUAUUGCUCUUUCUAACACAGUAUGGAUUUGUAAUGAGGUUGUCCAAUGAUGUGUGUUAGUGUGUGUGUGUCUGUGAUCCUGGUUUUACAAUACAUGCUGGGAAGAGAAGUUUAUCUGUUUGUGUAAGCUUCUCUGAAAUGGAGCAAUUGGGAUAUUAUGGAGAUUGAAAUGAUUCAUUUUUUAUACAGUAAUUGCAUUAUUUGCCAUUAAUGGUAAAUGUAGAAUGUUUUUUAGAUGUUAUUUCUUUUAGUAAUUUUUGUUGGAACAUGUCUUAAUUAAUUCAUCCAAAUGAAAGUCAACCAAUUGAGGAAUCAAUUCAAUCAAGGCUGCAAUGCAACACUUACAUAUCUGGUAGUACAACUUCUACCAGACUGGACUUGGCUCCUGUAAAAAAAUACUACUACUUCGAGACUGGUCUUGGCUCCUGUAAAAAAAGGCAACUACUACCAGACUGGUCUUGGCUCCUGUAAAAAAAGACAACUACUACCAGACUGGUCUUGGCUCCUGUAAAAAAAAAAAUACACCUACUACCAGACUGGUAUAAAGACACUGAGUAAACAUUGCUACCAGAUUUGAAUGAAUUCCAACAUUAGACCUUGUAUUCAUUCUUUUUCGUUUUUACGGUACAAGUUGUGUUUUGUGUCUGAUAAUUUUGUUUUGCAGUAAACAGUUGUGAAAUGGUU